Molecule: messenger RNA, 725 nt
Organism: Syzygium oleosum
Lineage: Eukaryota; Viridiplantae; Streptophyta; Magnoliopsida; Myrtales; Myrtaceae
Product: heavy metal-associated isoprenylated plant protein 9-like
Exons: 3
Coding region: 131-463 (110 amino acids)
Molecular function (GO): metal ion binding
Source: RefSeq, a predicted model, not a curated record
CCUCUAGACUCCAAAGUCAAAGAUUUCCAAUGUCUGUGAUCUUUCGUUUUCUGUACAACCCCUUUUUAAGUUGCCAUCUCGGCCGCGCUAAUCUGAUCCCGAGCACUUGAUCUUUCAUCUCUCUGGUUUCAUGAAUGGAAAGUUCUGUUGCAUGGUGCUUAGGAUCAACAUCGACUGCAAUGGCUGUUUCCGAAAAGUUCAAAGAGCCCUUCUUCAAAUCCGAGAACUGGACACCCACUUGAUAGAGGAGAAGCAGUGCAGAGUAAUCGUAUGCGGCAAAUUUGUCCCGCAGGACGUGGCCAUAACCUUGAGGAAGAAGACGAACCGCCGAGUCGAGAUACUGGACAUUCAAGAACUCCGCCCCGGCCAGGAAAAUGAAGAAGAAGACUGCGGCGAAGAUGUGCGAAUCUCGGUUCCUAAAUGGGGUCCUGUACCGAACCAAAAGCAGAUGUUAGGCAUGUAACAAUAUGAUUCGAGAGAGCAAAGUCACCGUAUCUGUUCUUCUGACUUGUAUAGGGCUUAGUAUGAUGCGUGUUCAAUAUAUCCAUAUGUCGAAUCGUUGAUUGAAGAACCGGUCUACACGAUUCAUGGCAUACUGCUUUUCUCAGAAAGAUCGUAAACGAUCGAAACUAUCGCGCAAUUACACAGAGGAGUGAAGAAUUAGAGAACAUGAGCGGGCAAAGUUACAUGUAAUUUGUUUGCUGAAUCCAUAUUAGCCAACGAAA